Molecule: messenger RNA, 5513 nt
Organism: Anarrhichthys ocellatus (wolf-eel)
Lineage: Eukaryota; Metazoa; Chordata; Actinopteri; Perciformes; Anarhichadidae
Gene: mcf2b
Product: MCF.2 cell line derived transforming sequence b
Exons: 27
Coding region: 395-3436 (1013 amino acids)
Biological process (GO): dendrite development
Cellular component (GO): cytoplasm
Molecular function (GO): guanyl-nucleotide exchange factor activity
Source: RefSeq, a predicted model, not a curated record
ACCCAAUAGCUACUAUCUCUCUUUCUCUUCUGUUCCAGCCAGUGCUUCAUAGCCAGUAUAUCUCUGUUUAACAAUUACACAUAACAGAGAAAAAGUCAUCUUCAAGUUGGGAAACGGCCUGUUGAGGGGUCGUUAAUAACAAGAUGGACAUCUGUGCAGCUGUGGAGCGACACACUUAUUGUGGCUUUGACGUCAGGUAGGUGAAACACAUCCCACCUCUCCUGGUCCAGAGGAGAAUUGCGUCUGCUGAGGACUCAGCGCGCUGCUCGGCCCGCCCGGACACUGCAGUGUGGGUUACCUUGCCAUCGCUGCGGCUGCUCGCUCCCGACACCACGUCCCGCCGCAGACUUCCCGGGCCCGGGGAGAUCAGGGGAACAGGGAAGCGCCGAAAGCCAUGGCCGAGUCCAACCCGCUGCGGGGGUUCCCCCGUCUGCGCCGAGCCGCGACCUCAUUUCCAGGAAAUCUGCAUUUGGUGUUGGUGCUCCGCCCCACCGGCUUGUUUAGCUCUACCCCGAGUCCGUCUUCAAGCACUGACCUGGGCUUCCGCUUCAGCCAGGAUGACUUCCUGUUAAAGAUGCCGGUGGUGAUGCUGCGUUCAGUCGGUGACCUGCUGCGGUACAUCGACGAAAACCACCUGACAACAGACUUCACCGCAAAAGUGGAGUACUGCCAAAGUGACUGGAUCGUCCUCCGCACGGCCAUUGAGACCUUUGCGGUGACAGUGAAGGAGAUCGCCCAGCUGCUGCAGGGCUUUGGAUCAGAGCUAUCUGAGACCGAACUUCCGGAUGAAGCCAAUGCCAUCGAGUUCCUGCUGCACUCCCACACACACCGAUACAGACAGAUGAAGGACGAUAUCCGGAGCGUGACGAAAGAAGGUAGGCUGCUGCUGUCGAACCUGGAGACUGUCAAAGCCUCUAAGAGAGAUGUAGAGGAGGAGCGGGACAUAAAAUCAGACAUGGACACAGUCCAAAGGCUCCUGGCUCAGCUCAGAGACAUGGAGGAGGCGUUUGAUGGCUUCUUUGAGAAACACCACCUGAAGAUGCACCAGUACCUCCAGCUGCUGCACUAUGAAAUGAGUUUUCAGCAGAUGGAGGAGGCACUGGAGAGGAUCAGUGACCAGGAGACGGACAUUGCCUCUGUGGGAACCACGGUGGUUCAGACAGAACAGCUACUGAUGGACCUGGAGAUGCUGGACACAUGCGCUCAGGAGGAGAUGGGCCACGCCCAGGUGCUGAUCCUGCACGGCCACCAGUUGGCCGCCAACCACCAUUACGCCCUGGCGCUCAUCGUCCAGCGCUGCAACGAGCUGCGACAUCACUGUGACAUCAUCACCACUGCCGUACGCACCAAGCGGGCCUCGCUUACCCGAGCACGAGACCUGCUGCUCCGCCUUGAAGGGGCCCUUCGGUGGUGUGACGAUGGCGCCUAUGUCCUAGCCAGUCAGAUGGUGGACAAGUUCCAAACCAGAGAGGGAGCUCAGGAGGCACUGCAGUACCUGAGCUCUCACCAAGAGAGGGCGCCAUCUGCACUGAAAAACAGCCAGGACAUUCUGAGCCUGGAGUUUGAAGCCAUACUCACCCCACAGCUGCAGUCCCAAAUUUCCAUGGUAACAGAGAAGCUGAACGCGGUGCAGUCCAUGAUCAGAAACAGAGAGCAGUGUCUGAGGAAGCUGGCGGACGUACAAGUCAGACCGAUUCAGCUGGUGGCCCCCAGGCCUGAACCUGAGCAGCGCUGCAAGUCACCCCUCUUCUCCCCCAAACAUGGUGUAGACUUUAACGUCCUGAACUCCAAGUUCUCUUUUGACUUGCUACCUGGCAAAAGAGCCGCGAGGAGGAACAACAGCCAACGCAAGAUCGAGGUGAUGCAUGACUUCCAAGGCAACCGCAGCUGUGUGUAUGGCUCCGCCCCUGAAACAGAUUCAGAGGCAGAAGACAAUCCAGAGCAGCUCACGCGCCAUAUUAUGAAGGAACUGAUCGCUACAGAGAGGAUCUAUGUGGACGAGCUGCUCUCUGUCCUUCUGGGCUACAGGGCAGAGAUGGAGGACCCAUCCAUGUCUAAUCUUCUUCCUCCAGCUCUACGCAGCCAGAAGGACGUUCUCUUUGGCAACAUGCCAGAGAUUUACCAGUUACACAGCAGGAUCUUCCUCCAAGAUUUGCAGGGUUGCCUGGAGACACCAGAGAGGGUGGGGACUUGCUUCCUGCAACGGAAAGAGAAGUUCCAGGUGUAUGAGCGUUACUGCCAGAACAAGCCUUGCUCUGAACUGCUAUGGAGACAGUGCUCUGAUUCACCAUUCUUCAAGGAGUGCCAGAAGAAGCUGGACCACAAGCUGGGUCUGGACUCUUACCUCCUAAAACCAGUCCAACGCCUCACCAAGUACCAGCUGCUCCUCAAGGAGCUUUUGAAGCACUGUAGGGAGGAGCGACACCGCUGUGAACUCCAGCAGGCUCUGGACUCCAUGCUGGAGCUGCUGAAGUCUGUCAACGACUCCAUGCAUCAGAUAGCCAUCACUGGAUACCAGGGGGACCUCAGCCAGCUGGGCCGAGUGGUGAUGCAGGGAGGCUUCAGUGUGUGGAUCAGCCAUAAGAGGGCAGCGGUGCGAAUGAAGGAGCUGGCCAGGUUCAAACCCAUGCAGAGGCAUCUCUUCCUCUAUGACUUUGCCCUGCUCUUCUGCAAGCGCAGAGACGAGGACACUCACGAGAGGACACCCUUCUACAGCUUCAAAUCCUGCCUCAAAAUGAGUGCAGUGGGAAUCACAGAAAAUGUGAAAGGAGAUGUGAAGAAAUUUGAAAUCUGGUACAGUGGCAGAGAAGUAGUGUACAUAGUUCAGGCUCCCACACUGGAGGUCAAAGUUGCCUGGCUGACAGAGAUCCGAAAAAUUCUCACCAACCAGCGGAAAAUGUGUCAAGAUGAGACUCCUUCUCUUCAACUUUCGGACAACACCCUCUCUGACAGUGCAUCAGAGAUGUGUGUGUCGUGGGGCGGAGCGUCGGUGGGAGGCUGCUCAGCGUGUCUCCCUUUUCCUCACAGCUCCUCCGUGACGAGUUACUCCCACAGGCUACGGGGGGAGGAGUCAAUAUACACAAGCCCCACCCACACGGAGCCCGUAGUUCACUCACCUCGACGCACUUGGCCUGUUCCUGCCCACUCAGUGGCCAUCUGUGAGGGUCUGGAGGACUGGGGUGUAGCUACAGACCUCUCCAACUUAUCGGACUCAGACGAGGAGGAUCAACCGGCCCCCCUGGUGGCGGGCAGGUACAGGGUCAUGGUAGAGAGCAGCAUGGCCAGCACUGAUGACAUCAUCUUUAACUGCGGUGAUGUCAUCCAGCUGCUGCAUGAGGAAAUGUCGGGAAUGUGGAUGGUGAGGAAUGUAAGUCGUGGGGAAGAAGGCCGUGUUCUACCUGAGGACCUGAACAGGAUUCUGGGAGAGACCUGCUAAGAGCCAAUCAGAACAGAGGAUAGAUGACACACACACACAGACUCCAUCAACUACCUGAUCAAAAAGGGACACGUGACACUGCAGAGAUGUUCAUCAGAUUGAAGCACAUCAACUGCACAUUGUACUCUUCCAACUACUGUGACAUCGUCACCCUCAGAAGGCUGUACAAUGCAGGAUGGACCUCAGAAGACCGUAACAAUGCAAAGCACAUAUGUGGAACCUUGUUUCCUUCAUCUCUCUUUUCCAGCAGUAGAUUAUCUGGACUUGGAGUUAUAACAAAAGACGUUGAACUUUUAUUGGACAAGUUUUAUCAUUUCUAUUUUCUUAUGAAGUAUGACCGAAAUCAUGCGUAUGCCUAUUAACAUAUCAUUAAUGUUCAUGUGCCAAACAGCUCAGCUAAUUAGCGUGGCUUCUUUUUGUAUAAAGCGGUCAGUUAUAGAAAAUAGCUUUACUUUGUGGUGUCAUUGUUUUCAAUGAAUUCAAACCUUAUUCUUACAGCAGCCAGCUACGUCACUAUGCAUGUCGCCAUGCUUACCCCAUCUCUUAUAGGCAAAAGCAGACAUUUAGCAUCCUCUUGGUGAAUGUACAUGACAGGAAAAAAACAAGGGAAGAAAAGAAUAUUCAGCAAUAUUCAGUCAAGGUCUCCCCAUUCAUAUCAGCCAUAGUGGGUUUGUUUUGCUACUUAGUGGUGUUGGUGUAUGUGAAAAUGUCAUUGCAUGCCCUCUAAAGAUGAUCUCGCCUUAUGAUAGCAGGAAAAGUACAGGUGUAAUUAAUAACAUUAGCAAAGGCUGCAUUCUAUUCAGCCUUGGUCUGGUGCACGAUGCCUUAGUGGGAUAUAUUUAAAUGGGGCAGAGCCUUCGUUAAUAUUAAUAAUUCGUUAUUAGUUCCACUUGUUCUUCUCCUGCUAUGACAAGAGAACAUGUUCCCCGUGACAAAAGGUCUAUUGAUGGAGCACUCUUUGUCAGUAUUCAGUAUGAACUAUCUGGGUCUGGGGAAAGUACUGCAAUAUUUUUGCAAUUUAUUUUGCUGCUGUUGAUAAUGUUAUUAUUUCUGUCAACAUUUUUCCUUUGGUAUGUGUUGAUUUUAGAUUGGCGAUAAUUCUGCAGCUCUUCCAUCAAAUGAAUCUCGUCCUCUGCUGCAGCUGUUAUUGCCACAGAGAUGAGACGCGCUUUAUGUUUCUGUUUGUUCGCUGCUCUGCAUGGACAAAUCACCGCACAUGCCUGUUGCUUUAUCUGUACUGCUAUUUUACACCAACAUGGGAAUUAUGCUCAGUGUUAGGAAUAAAUAAAUUAGUGUAGAACUAUAAUUGCCAGCUGAACUAUUACAGUUACAUUGUGGAUUACUACAUGUAUAUGGACUUUGAAUUAAUUAGAAAAAAACAUUCACGAGAGACUAUUUUAACUUCUUUAAAACUGCCUGGUUUUAAAACUGCCGAGUCAGUUUUUCUGGACACUGUUAACAGUUGAGCAGCUUUCCCACCAUAUGUGCUGAGGCGUAAUCUCUGAAGGGCAGACAAGUACAGUAUAUAACUUAAGUUACUGAAAGCUAUUCAGUUAACUGUGAAUAUGUAAAUGGUAAAAAAAUUUAAAAAAUGAGAUGUUAAACUUUGGGCAACAGUCGUCUAAAUGGUGAAACUUUUUUGGACAGUCAGAUGUUGGCACUCAUCUGUCAAGUGACCAAAGUUACAUUCCUGCAGUAUUUGCCACAUCUUUAUUAAUCGAAUCCCGCUGGUAACACUAAACUAAACUAAAGAUUGACUUUAACCCUGAAUAAGAUUCAUUUUCACCCACAGUGGGGACAUUACACUCACGUGAUAGUGAGCGCCGGACUGUCAAAAUGAGGUGUGACCAAUAAAACAUUUCAUCAUGUUUCAUUUAUUUGAUGUCCAACCAACACAGGCUAUACUGUAACAUCAGAUGUAUUAAUGGUCAGGCUUCAAUAAGUGUUUUCCACAGUACCUUCAACUGGUGAUUGCUGCUUUUGCUCAUUUUGCACUUUUUUGAUAUUUUGAAUCAUGUGAAAGCUUGUAUCAUAAUGCCUAUUUUCCUAAAUAUAAGCACAGGAUUAUUUGAUUUGA